This is a messenger RNA of Onychostoma macrolepis, 2892 nucleotides long. RefSeq lists its product as uncharacterized. The record is from RefSeq and is a predicted model, not a curated record. Bases 1734 to 2870 code for a protein of 378 amino acids. The transcript has 2 exons. NCBI's taxonomy places the organism in Eukaryota, Metazoa, Chordata, Actinopteri, Cypriniformes, Cyprinidae.
GCUUCUAUGCUGCUGCUUCUCUAUCUCUUGCCACCCUCAGCUGGACGGAAGAGGACCAAAAUAAGUCCAAGUGAUGCAGUGGACAAAAUGGUGCACUUUCACAAGUCAUGCUGCAGCAUCAAUGAAUAUAUGCAGGAAAGAGAGGGUAAACAACCAUACAUCCUUGCAGUUGGCCGAACCCAGAAGACGAUUGAUGCCUUCUACAUCGCCGUUGACAAACAGCUCAUCCUCUGCCAAGCCACCAGCUCAUUGGGUGCUUUUGAUGAACUGUUUAAAUCCCACUACGUCUUUAACUUAUCUUAUGAUGAGUCCCUGGUCCAUUUCUACACUUUUUUGCAGACAACGGUCUACAACAUUGAUGUUACCACAACAGAUGAGUCUCCAAGAGUUUGUGAGUUACGGCAAAACUUUUGAAUAACAUAUGAUUAUGUUUAAAUGUUUCAUUUGUCAAGCAGUGCAUGCUACCAGCCAGUGCCUAAUAACUCAUUUGCGAAUCGGACACAGUUUCUAUCCAAGCACCAGGUUUAAGUUAAUUUGUGCACAAGAUGAUUGUAGGCGUCAGUUUUCAACAUUUGCAGGUUUAAAAAAACAUUUAGUGUGUGUUCAUAAGAGUUGUCAAAGUGGUGAUGCAGAAACCUCAGAGUCAUUUCAGGCUGAUUUUCACAUUUUACAAAAUGGUACAGAAGUUGCAGGAACAAGUGUCGUGCAGAGCCCUGAUGCUGGGUAUUUUGAGAACAAUGGAUCAGGCCAAAAUAUCACAAACACAAAACAUAUCUGUGCUACAAUUGUUGCCAAACUCCAUGGUAGUGGUAUGGCAAAUAGUGUAGUUUCAUCAAUUAUUAGUGAUUUGGAAGAACUUGCUGGUGGACUGCACUCCCAAGUUCAGCAUGAAAUACUGUCCGCUGUGCCAAAAGAUAAUCCUGUAAGAUCUACAUUGGAAAAGGGUUUUGAGAAUUUUGAAAACCCAUUUGUGAGUUUUAAUACUGAAACUAAAAGAAUGAAGUAUUUCAACAAGAAAUGGGGGAUUGUGGAGCCAGUGCAAAAAAAUUUAGGAGUUCGAUUUGAUACAAGGCGAAAUAAAAAUACAGGUACUUAUGAUCAGGUCCCAGUAAAAGACACUUUUGUUUACAUUCCAAUUUUGGAAACUAUUAAAUUUAUCUGUCGCAAUUCUUAUAUUUGUGAACUACUUUCAAAACCAUGUGAAUCAAAAGAGAGAUAUGAAGACUUUUGUGAUGGAAGUUAUUUUAAGUCACAUCCAUUGUUCUCAAAAACACACACUUCUUUACAAAUUCAGCUUUACUAUGAUGACUUUGAGACUGCUAACCCACUGGGUUCAAAGCGUGGUGUUCACAAAGUUGGUGCUCUCUAUUUUGUCCUCCGAAAUCUUCCUCCAAAGUUAAACUCUGUAUUGAUGAACAUCCAUUUGGUUGCAUUGUUUCACGCAGAAGAUCUGAAAAAAUAUGGCUUUGAUCCUAUUUUACAGCCUCUGAUUGAUGACAUCAAAAUAUUGGAGAGUCAUGGCAUUGAUUUGCCUUUCUCAUCUGAAAAGGUCUAUGGCACUAUAUGUCAGAUAACUGGGGACAACUUGGGGAUGCAUGGAAUAAUGGGUUUUGCAGAGUCUUUCAGUGGACGUCACUUCUGUCGUUUGUGUUUGAUUUGAAAAAGAUGAUGCUCAGAAUGUUUACAAAGAGGAUGACCCAAAGAUAAUCUUGCGUGGAAAAGAGCUUUUUGAAAUGCACUGCAGUGAGUUGCAAUCAGAUCCACAAAAGCUGUGUGUGUUUGGUCUAAAGAAGAAUUCAACUCUUAACAGCCUACAGUACUUUCAUGUUUGCUACAACUUUUCUUUGGACAUAAUGCAUGACAUACUUGAAGGGGUGGCUCAGUAUGAGAUUAAGUUACUGUUUGAAUAUCUCUCUGAAAAUGUUUUGGCAAAACCUGUUCUUUUGUCACGAAUCUAUGCUUUUGACUAUGGCUACUUGGAGCGCAAAAAUCGCCCGACAAGGGUCAACUUGGACAGUAUAGGCAAUAAUAUAGGACUCAACUCUAUUCAGACUCUUUGUCUGGUAAGAAACAUUCCUUUGAUUUUUGGUGACAUUGUGCCGGAAGGAAACCAGAAUUGGACGUUGCUGUUGCUCUUACUGCAGAUAAUUAACAUCAUAUUCUCUCCAUCUGUUACACUAGGCAUGACUGUGCAUUUGAAGCAUUUAAUAAUGGAACAUCAUGACUUGUUCAAACACUUGUAUCCAAGUAGGAACCUGAUUCCUAAACAUCAUUUUAUGUUACAUUACCCGUCUUGUAUUCGAAAAAUUGGACCAUUAAUACAUAUGUGGAGUAUGAGAUUUGAGGCAAAACACAGGGUUUUCAAGAGCACACUUAAAAACUUCAAGAACAUCACAGUAUCACUUGCCAAAAAACAUCAAAUGUCCAUAGCAUCCAAUUGGGAAACCUCUCCUUUGAACCAUGUUGAGUACGGACCUUUGAAAACAUUUAAUGUGGACAAUGAGGAAAAUGGUGAAAUGUUUGCCCAAGCUCUGCCCGCUGAAGCAAAAGACAUCUUCUCUACUAACUGGGUAAAGAUCAGUGGGGUAGAGUACAGAGCCGGGUUAGUCAUUUGCAGUGGCAUAGAACAGGAAAUGCCUGUGUUUUGCAGAAUAAAAAAAAUGCUUUUAGUCAACAGUGUGAUCUACUUCAUCGUGAACAAGCUUAUGGUUGACCAUUUCAGUGAGCACUUUCAUGCCUACAACGUGUUUGAAAGUGAUGAAAAAGAUGUGAUGAAAGCGGACUGUCUUCAAAUUUAUAAGCCUUUUGACUUACAAAGUGCUUAUGGUGAAGAUGAUAGCCUUUAUAUUGUACCAUUAUUUUCUCUGUAAAUGUGCAUAGAGUUCAGUUGUA